Arabidopsis thaliana (thale cress) is the source of this 734-nucleotide messenger RNA. It is a transcript of the gene PFD5, whose product is annotated as prefoldin 5. The transcript is spliced from 4 exons. NCBI's taxonomy places the organism in Eukaryota, Viridiplantae, Streptophyta, Magnoliopsida, Brassicales, Brassicaceae. Gene Ontology annotation, cellular component: cytoplasm; prefoldin complex; nucleus. The coding region runs from base 64 to 519 and encodes 151 amino acids. The record is from RefSeq and is marked reviewed. Gene Ontology annotation, biological process: response to cold; protein folding.
AACCUUUUGAAGAAAGAGUUUGAGCGCAUCGCAAACUCGAAGGCGCGACUGUGAGAGAGAAGAAUGGCGUCGUCAUCAUCGAGAGGAGAGAUGGAGAAGAUGGGAAUCGAUCAGCUAAAAGCUUUGAAGGAGCAAGCAGAUCUGGAAGUGAAUCUUCUUCAAGAUAGUCUCAACAACAUCCGUACAGCUACCGUUCGUCUCGAUGCCGCCGCCGCAGCUCUCAACGAUCUCUCUCUUCGACCUCAAGGUAAGAAGAUGCUUGUACCACUGACUGCUUCUCUAUACGUGCCUGGGACACUUGAUGAAGCUGAUAAGGUUUUAGUUGAUAUUGGCACUGGUUACUUCAUUGAGAAAACAAUGGAUGAUGGAAAAGAUUAUUGUCAGAGGAAGAUCAACUUGCUCAAAUCCAACUUUGAUCAACUUUUUGAGGUCGCAGCGAAAAAGAAAAGCGUGGCAGAUGAAGCUGGAAUGGUCUUGCAGGCCAAAGUUAAACAGUUAACAGCUGCAACCACGUCGUGAAAAUUAUUCCUUCUCUAGUGCUUUUUGCUAUUGAGACUAUUUUGAGAUUGCAAAUGAUUUUGUCUGAUCAGUUAUGUUUUGACUCUUUUGAUCUCAAUCGGCUUGUGUUUAGUGUGCUAGAAGAAUUUGUGCUGUAAUUUUAAGUAAUCAGUAGUGACUAUGAGAAAGAAAAGACGUGUUAACUAGUUAUUUCUCAUAAAACGUGAGAAAAGAGA